This is a messenger RNA of Siniperca chuatsi (mandarin fish), 3406 nucleotides long. Its product is annotated as E3 ubiquitin-protein ligase TRIM39-like. The transcript is spliced from 2 exons. Bases 543 to 2180 code for a protein of 545 amino acids. The record is from RefSeq and is a predicted model, not a curated record. NCBI's taxonomy places the organism in Eukaryota, Metazoa, Chordata, Actinopteri, Centrarchiformes, Sinipercidae. Gene Ontology annotation, molecular function: zinc ion binding; protein binding.
GAAUUGGCUUAUAAAGCACCUCCAGGUAUACUUCCCCAGAUGCUGUCUAACUCCCUGCAGGGUGAGUCACUGUGAUCCUUGGGCCAAAAAUAUGUCACUAAAAUAAUUUACAAACCUGAGGGAGGCAACAAAACUUCAGCAACGGAGCUGUAGAAAGAGGAAGAGUAACAAUGAAAAGGGCAGGAAAAGACUGUUGUUUUCUCUGAAAUUAGACUCUCAGGCAGCCCUUCCUCUCCAGAUAUGUACAACCCACAACUACACUACAACCAACAUGUUAAACCAGUCAGAUCUUUUUAGCUUUGGGUUAAGGCCAAUGAGGUUUAAAGUGUGCCUGACCCUCCAAAGGAGGCGGGAUUAGUAUGAACCUGACAGAAAGGUUAAACAAAAAUUCCUCAAAUGAAACUGAAAGUUUGUCAGAGCCACACUAGAGCUGACGUCGAGAUGAGUCUCUCUGUUCCUCUCUAAAAGAAAAUACAAGACUACAUCACUUCACUACUUUCUUCACAACAUAGCAGAGUCUCUGACAAACACUGUGUGUAGAUAUGGCUGCUGUGAACUAUCUGCGAUCUGAAGAUCAGUUUCUGUGCUCCAUCUGUCUGGAUGUGUUCACUGAUCCUGUCACCACAUCAUGUGGACACAACUUCUGCAAAAACUGCAUCAAUGAACACUGGAAUGUCAAUGUCCUGUGGCAUUGUCCCGUGUGUAAAAAUGUUUUUACCACAAAACCUGAACUGCACAUCAACACUUUCAUCUCUGAGAUGGUUGCUCAGUUCAGAGAGGAAGCUCAACAAAAAAUCAACAAAAGCAGCAGCUCAGAGCAAAAAGAUGCCAAACCUGGAGAAGUUCCCUGUGACGUCUGCACUGGAAACAAACAGAGGGCCCUGAAGUCCUGCCUGGUGUGUCUAACGUCCUAUUGUGAGACUCACCUGGAGCCUCAUCUGACAGUGUCAGGCCUGAAAAGACAUCAGCUGAUCGACCCUGUGGAGAACCUGGAAGGCAGGAUGUGUAUGAAGCACGAUAAACCUCUGGAGCUGUUCUGUAAGACCGACCAGACAUAUGUCUGCAUGCUCUGCCCUGUUUUAGACCACAAGACACAUGACUUUGUUCCUCUGAAGGAAGAAUAUGAAGAGAAGAAGGCCGAGCUGGGGAAGACAGAGGCUGAAAUUCAGCAGAUGAUCCAGAAGAGACGACUGAAGAUUCAGGAGAUCAAACGGUCAGUCAACGUCAGCAAGGAAAAUGCAGGGAUAGAGAUAGGAGAAGGUGUUCAGGUCUUCACAACUCUUAUGAGGUCUGUUGAGAGAGGCAUGAACGAGCUCAUUGAGAUGAUUGAAGAGAAGCAGAGAUUUACAGAGAAACAGGCCGAAGCUUUCAUCAAAAAGCUGGAACAGGAAAUCUCUGAGCUGAAGAAGAGACACACUGAGGUGGAGCAGCUCUCACGCUCUGAAGACCACCUCCACCUCCUCCAAAGCUUCCCAUCCCUGAAAGCUGCUCCAACAACCAAGGACUGGACAGAGGUCAGCAUCCAUCCACCAUCACACGAGGGGACUGUAAGGAGAGCUGUGGCUCAGCUGGAGGAGACGAUCAGUAAACAGAUGAAGAAACUGAUUGAGGCUGAACUGAAGAGAUUCCAACGCUAUGGCAAAAAUGUGACUCUUGAUCCUGACACAGCACAUCCCAAUCUCAUCCUGUCUGCAGAUGGGAAACAAGUGAAUCAUGUUGAUGUAAUGAAGAAUCUCCCAAACAACCCAGAGAGAUUUUCUCACUGUAUCUGUGUUUUAGGAAAGCAGAGUUUCUCUUCGGGCAGAUUUUAUUUUGAGGUUCAGGUUAAAGGAAAGACCGAAUGGGAUUUAGGAGUGUGCAGAAAGUCAAUCAACAGAAAAGAGAACAUCCCACUGAGUCCUGAGGAUGGUUACUGGACUGUAUAUUUAAGAAAUGGAAAUGAGUACAAAGCAUUUGGUCAUCCUGAUGGCUGUCUCUCUCUGAAGUCUCAGCCUCAGAAGGUGGGGGUGUUUGUGGAUUAUGAGGAGGGGCUGGUUUCCUUUUAUGACGUAGAUGCUGCAGCUCUUAUCUACUCUUUUAUUGGCUGCUCCUUCACUGAGAAACUCUACCUGUACUUUGGUCCUUGUCCUAAUGAUGGUGGUAAAAACUCCACCCCUCUGAUUCUCACGCCUAUCAAAUGAACUAAGUAGAUCAGUUAUUAAAUUUUGCAUGAAAGUGAUCAGAGUUAAGAGAACAAAUUCAUUGGUAAUGAUCAGUGUCUUUGUACAUUCUGAUUCUGAUCAAUUUGGUUAUUGCUUUUUGUUGUUAAAUCAUAUUUAUCGUCAAUGUAUCUCACUGUUACUCACUGCAGCAACAUGUAGGUUUCUCCAUGCUGAUUAAUUAACCUAUACAGGGAAGUGAGUUGAAAUGUCUAUAAAAUGACGGACAUUUAGAAUACUCCAACUGUAUGUGAAAGUGUAGAUCACAAAAUUAUGGGGUCCUGGGUUUGCAUAUUUUACUCAAUAAAACAAUGUGUUAGAAAAUGCAAACUAAAAAAUGUGUGUGCAAGACAAUAAUAAGAAAACUGUGGCAGUUUUAUGUCAAGAAAGUAACCCUUGUUGUAAUGUGUUUUUGUUAUGUAUAGUGAACACAAAUUAUUAAUUUUAUUGAACAAGACAUUGACUACUUGUCAAGGAAAUAUUAAAACAUUUUUUACACAAAGAAAUGGAAGUACUCAGCCUUUAAAUCUGAAGUAGCUUUAACUCAUGUUUACUAAAUUAUGUGUACUAGAAAAUCAGUUGUUGGCAAAAACACAGAAAAUUGUUGCAGUUUUAUGAAGAAAGCAAGAAAGCAAAACAUUUGUAUGUUCAGCAUAAUACUGCAACUGUUGUUGUAAUAUUGUGUUUUGUUACGUAAAGUGAACACUGUGUCUCUGUCUGAUAAAGCCACUGUACACUCAGCAGGAAACAGCUGACAGACACAGUCAUAAACUGAAUAAAGUGGAACAUUUAGCAGCUAAAGAGCCAGAUAUUUUUCUCAGGAGUUGGUGGAGAAAAAUAUCUGGGAUGAUUAUGUUGCUCUGCUUCUGCUGGAUGUGUAAAUAGGAAACUGUUUGCUAAUACAUCAGAAGUGUGUGUUCUUUUUUUGCCACACAGUGGCACUUUUAAGGUAGUUCCAGCAAAAAGAUCAACUGUGUUUAUUCCAUACAAAAUGACAAAAACUCAAGAUUAGAAACAGCUAAUCUCAGCUGCUGUUGCCAGGAACUGAGGAUUUCCAAUAUGGCUGCCAGAGAAAACAGAUAACUUGACAGCCCUCAUUAGAUAUGACAUAUGUAUUAAAUUUACACACAUAUAUAACAGUACUGCCUAUAUUUGAGAUAACCUCUGUUAUGAAUUGCCGCUAUAUAAAUAAAUUGAAUUGAAUUGAA